CAACACAACUAGUGCCAGUUCCUUCGCAGCAUUUGCGGCUUCCACGACCAAACAUGGCCGCAGAUGCGUCGAAGUUCGUUCUUCCCGGUUCACCUAAUUGGUACUGUAGUACUGUGGCGGACUGUAGUUUGAGUAAGAUAUAUGCAUUUGGUGCCAGAAACUGUGUUUAUCUGUUAGACGUGAGUUCGGCGACGCCUGUAUUUGAGGGUCAGCUGGUCGGCCAUGCUGAACGGGUGACGAGCGUUAGUUUUACCAAACACAAGCUUCAUGCGAGUUUUCUAGCGAGCGGCUCGGACGAUAAAACAGUAAAAGUCUGGGACUUGGAGACGAAGCUCGCACUAUUGGAGCACAAGGCACAUAACGCAAAAGUCACCUGCCUUACCUGGUCCCCUCUGGUUACAGAUCUUAUCAUUUCAGGUGAUGAGAAAGGACAGAUUGUUGCAUGGAGAUAUACUGAAGAGCUAUUGUUUAGUGGCUGUCACAUCCAGGAGCAUAUCCUCUCCAUAGCACUUUCCUAUCUUUCAGAAAACGAACUAGCUGUUGGGUAUAAAAGUGGACUGAUAGCUGUGUUAAAUGUUAAUGCAAAUGAUGGAAGGAUAUCCAUGGUGAACAAGCUACAGGGACAUUCCAGUGAAAUUCACAGUCUUGCCUGGUGUCCAACUCCUAAUGACCACAUUGAGUUUGGUCCACUACAAGAAAAGACUGCAGCUGCUGAAGGCCACCUUAUACUGUCUGGCUCCAGGGACCAGACAGUAAGGUUAUGGGAUGCAUUUCAUGGUAAAGUACUGUCUGUCAAACAGCUGCCAAAGAGAUCAUCACGCAAAGACAAGUACGAUUCUUAUGGUCCUAGGGACAGGUUGUGGCUCAGUGUCUGCUGGCCUGUAGCAUCACCAGGUCAUGUUAUUUCUAGCAGCCAAGGUGGUGAACUUUUGUUGUGGGAUUUAAGCAAAGAAGGAAAAGACCAACACCAAACCUUUGGCAUGGGUCACUCCAGAAUUGUGUUUAAUAUUAGCUGCGAUAUCGCUGGCAGUAGAAUCAUGACAGUUUCUUUGGACAGACAGAUUAUAAUCUGGGAUCCUCAACAUUUGCGAAGUCUCCAUACCUUACCCACCUUGGGUGGUUUUGCCUACUCCCUAGCUAUCUCCCCCUUGGAUCCUGGUACAUUAGGAAUAGGGGUUGGGGAUAACAUGCUUCGGGUUUGGCAAACAGCUUCAUCUGUGGGACCUUAUGAAGCUUUGGUCUUGUGGCAAGGAAUCAAGUCAAAAGUAAUGGUGGUAAAAUGGCAUCCAAGCAAGGAAGGACUUGUUGCUUUUGGAGCAGAUGAUGGGCAAGUUGGAGUUUAUAAUAUCAUCUCUAAAAGGGCUGAGAGUUCUUCAACAUAUCACAAGAAGACAGUGUAUUCUCUAUCUUGGGGUCCUCCUUGUCCCAAAGCAGCGGACAGUAGCACACUUAAUGUGUACAGCUGUGCAGGAGACGGGAGUGUCCUUCAACACAGGGCUGGACAUUUCAUGGAUGAUGCUGUGGAUGUAAAUGCCCUGAUCUUGAAGACAAAUGACCUCAAACACAAGCCGUUUGGUCGAACAGAUGUGUCUUGGAACCCAGAUGGUUCUGUGCUAGCCCUUGGCAAUGAAGAUGGGUCAAUCGAAGUGUAUGUACCGCCAGACUUGCUGCAAAUCGGGAUUAUCAUCACACACAAGAAAAGCAUUACCACCCUUGUGUGGCAUCAUGGCUACGGAGAAGUCACUACAGAAGCUAAUAGUACAGAUAGUUGUAGCUGUAAGUACUGGUUGGCUUCGGGAUCUAAUGAGUCUACAAUUCACGUCCAUGAUCUUGCCAGUAUGUUAGGUGAUUCGUCCAGCUCGUCAUCACGCUCAGCUCCCAUUACGGAGAGUUUUCGUCAGCUGGCAGGUCACUCAGGCAGAGUCACAGAUUUGAGCUGGAGUCCUCAUCAGUUUGAACUUCUUCUCUCUUCCUCUUAUGAUGGAACUGCCCAGAUCUGGGAUGUGGUUAAAGGAGAAGCCCUGUUCAAUUUCCGUGGCCACAGCAGCCGUGUGAUGUGUGUAGUGUGGAGUUAUCUUGAUCCUGACUUGGCGUACAGUGGAGGCGAGGAUGGAACCGUGCGCCCCUGGAGACCUUCACUGCAACAACAUCGACAGCCACCGAUUUCAGAGAAAAAACUAAGCCAUUCGUCUGGAAAGUCGUCUAAGAACAAGAAGAGCAAACAAAAAGGAAAAGGAAAGGCAGAUUCCACCGAGAAGGAAUCAUGGCGGCAAGAGACAGUGUCCAAACUUGAACAGAGUGCUGUAGGUGUAAAGCCAGCUACUGAGACUCCCAGUGAGUACUGCAAUGAAGCAGAAUCAACCUCACUUAACCAAAGUACAGAACCUAAACAAGGAUCAGACACGGUUACAGAUCAAGAGGAACAGAUCUUGAAACCCAAGGAUGUGAUAACCGAGCACGCAGUGGCGGUGAUAGAACCUGAUGAAGGAAAUGAGUGCGGCAGGGGAAUGGAGCCGAAAGCGGAAAUGACGUCAGAGAAUGAGGCGAAUCUUGUUGACACGUGCAGGGCGAGUGAGAAGGCAAAUUCGGAUGUCGUCUUUAACCAAGAACCAGUUGUUCCAUUGCGGUCCAGAGUGACUCUGGAGACAGCCUCAUCUUCCAAGAAAAAGAGAAAAGUCAAAUCCAUGUUUCCACUUUCUGCUGUCGCGGACAGCAAAUCAAAAACAGUGACACGAGAAGAAUGCAUUGAACUGGCCAAGAUGAUUUAUGGUCAGAAACGCGACACUGCAAAAAUCUCUGCUGACUCGGCUUCACACGGGGCAGCUGAAUCUGAAGGACUCGUCAACCUCGGGCUGUUCGCUGACAGGCGUAGCGCUUACAGAAUGUUUUCGACAGAGGGUCAGCACCAUAAGGAGAGUGGUAACCUUGAUUACAAGCUUCAGUUAGAGAUCUGGAAAGGAAACCUGGGCGGAGCGCUUGAAAUGGCGGCUAACAGCAAGCAGCUCACAGAAUGGCUUGUUUCUCUCAGUCCUCUUGCUGGACGAGACGUGUGGCUGGCUACCACGCGGGCGUUUGCUGACCAGCUUGAAUCGCACGGUCAGCAUCAACGUGCUGUACUGUAUUACUUGGCUUGCCAUGACAUAUACAAAGCUAUUGAUGUGUUCAAGAAGCAAGCUAUGUAUAGGGAAGCGAUCGCAUUGGCUAAGGUGCGACUUUCACCAUUAGACCCAGUACUUUUCGACUUGUACAGCACCUGGGCCAGAAAGCUAGAGACAGAUAAUUCCUUUGAGCAAGCCGCCAAAUGUUACUUGGCAGUUCAUUCAUCGGCUGAUGCAGUAAGGGUGUUGUGUCGUCGCGGAGACCAGCCUUCUCUCAGGACUGCACUUCAGGUUGCAUCAAUUUGUGGUGAACCUGAGCUUGCCAGCUCUCUGGCUCUCCGCCUUACGCAUUCUUAUUUGGUGACUGCAAACUGGCAAGGGUGUCAUGAAAUUUUGAAAGAGUUUGCUGGAGUUGAGGCUCACAUGUUGAAUGUUUGUGUCCAUGAACUUUUACUCGUGACGCUCAUCCAACAGCAAGCAAUCGACCAACCCGAAUGUGAAGACGGCGCACGAACCGAGAUAAGUUCCUUUCUUAACAGCCGCUCAAAUACGAAUCAACCAUGGGGAAAAUAUUCUUAUUUUGAUGUAACCAGCGGUGCCUCGCCUUGGAUGGCCAACAACAAUUCCAACAAGUGGUUUGUUCUGUGUGCUAUAGAGGCUUGGUAUCAUUCUGGCGCCUUUAGGCCUGACUUGGUAGCUACUCUGUAUGAAACACUCAAAAGCUAUUAUGAAACCAUCUCAACUGGAACUGAAACUACGCCUGAGAUCUUAUCCAGGAUUUCUCUGGAGAUAACGCUUGGACUGUUGUCGGCGCUUAGAGGCGAUCUUUACAGUACUUGCCAAUAUUGGCUGCAGGCUCUGUCUCACUGCAGCAAACACUGCCUGUUUGUCUUGCAGCGGGAGCUCUGCUGUAUGUUACUGCCACACGGAACUCAAUCUUUGGAAAAUCUUCUCGGUUUAAGCCAUGAACUACGCAGUGUGGACGACUCUGAUGAGUCCAAGAAAGAAGAAAGUUUCACGCAGUUCUUUCUGCAUUUCCACGCGUUUUAUUGCAAGGCUCUAAUGAUUGAAAUAUGGUAUAGAUGCCCUAAUAUAUUGAGAAUUUUUAAACCUCAUCAAGACGUAUCUGUUGAGGUUAAAAUGGAAAGCGAGACAAGCAGUUCUAUCUGCGAGAGUUCGGCCAAUCUGGAGGACGAGUUGUCGCCGAAAACUGAGCUAAACAAGUUCGGAAAUGCUGUGGCAAUUUCCGACUAUAGUGGUGAUGAGAAAGUUGGAAAAGAAAUUCCCGAAGUAGGAGUAGAUCUGGUUGCUGUCGAUGAAGACAUUAGAAGCAAAGUUGACACAAAAGAACCAUUCUCGUCCAGAAAGCGUAAUCUUGUUGAGAAACAAGACUUGAAAUCGACAUUGCAGAAGGUCAAAGAGGUUUUGCUUUCAGAUCAUCAGGCGAAAGUAAGUAAUCUGAGGGAUCUUCUCACUGAGAUCAGAAAGGCAAUGUUGCUGAAGAGGUCAAAGCAAUUCUUCCAGAUGAACUCAGCUGGCAGCAAAUUGAACCAAAAGAAAAAGAAAGCGAAAGCUCAACCUGCUCACGAGGCUCAGCCGCUGGGCUUUUCUCCAAGUUCCAGUGAAGGGGAUCCAACAGGCGAGGCAGCUAGCAAGAAAAGUUCAAGUGAACCUGUAGAAAGUACUCAAACUGAGUCAAGAGAAGAUGAAGGUGCUGCUCCUACUGGGCAUUCUGGAUCGCAGGUGGAAGUGGCUGGAAUGGAUGCCAAAGACACACUUUUGGGCAAUGAGGGAGAGAAACAGGGCGAGGGCAGUAAUGACCGUGCAACCCUUGGAGGGCUUUCUGCUGAACUAAGGACAGUCCCAGCGACUGAGACAGACACUAAGGAUUUGACGACGGUGGACGGAAAACUUCCAAUCGAUUUGAGAUACGUGGUAAUUGAAACCAGCUUGGAAUCACUAACGGAGGAAGAAGAACGAGUCCUAGGGGAAAUUGAGCAGCUUGAGUUUAAGAAUCUUCCCUUUCCGUCGCCGUUGGAGUCUGCUUUGACAAUGGUAAACCUUUGCGCACGCCCAGAUGGUCUUCCUGUACGUGCCCCUGACCUUCGUACACUGGGGAUGAAUGUUUUGCUCUGGGCGCAGCGUUAUGCUCAAACCUCCACUGAUCUUAAAGGUGUAAAGACGCUGAAUCGGAUAUAUGACUCAAGGAAGGAAGUGUAAGGGCAAUUUACACAUCUUUGACAUCCCUGCUCUGUUGUUUUGAAGUGCUGAUAAGAAGCAAUAAAGCGUUGAAUUCAAGA
Molecule: messenger RNA, 5398 nt
Organism: Orbicella faveolata
Lineage: Eukaryota; Metazoa; Cnidaria; Anthozoa; Scleractinia; Merulinidae
Product: gem-associated protein 5-like
Biological process (GO): spliceosomal snRNP assembly
Cellular component (GO): SMN complex; nucleus
Molecular function (GO): protein binding; mRNA 3'-UTR binding
Source: RefSeq, a predicted model, not a curated record